Messenger RNA from Bursaphelenchus xylophilus (pine wood nematode), 469 nucleotides. The record is from the annotation of a GenBank genome assembly. NCBI's taxonomy places the organism in Eukaryota, Metazoa, Nematoda, Chromadorea, Rhabditida, Aphelenchoididae.
AUGGAGAGAAGGAGAAGAGAGCAGAUCAUCGAGCAGAAAGUAGAGGGUCUAGGGAGAGUGUGGAAAGCGAUAGAAGCCGAGGAAGUUCGAGAAGAAGGAGUAGAUCAAGGUCAAGAAGAAGAAGGUCUAGAAGCCCGGAGAGACGAAGAAGAUCCAGAAGCUCUUCAAGAUCGAGAAGAGAACGAAGUUCGAGCAGAAGUCCGAAAAGACGAAGGAGAAGGUCGAGAAGUCGGAGUUCAAGCUACAGAAGAAGAUCACCAAGUCCAAGGUGGGUAGAAUAAGAUUUUUUUGGAUGUUUUUGCUAUAAAAAAGCUAAAAUACGAAUUGAAUUUUAUUUAUUUUGCUUUCAGGCAUCGCUCCCAUCGACGCCGCUACAGAUCCAGGUCCAGAAGUUGAAAAAAUAGAAAAAAUAUUGUACUUGAUCAUUCGAUUGUUAAUGUUUGUUUUUUUGAAGUUUAACGAUAAAUAA